Molecule: messenger RNA, 1728 nt
Organism: Camellia sinensis
Lineage: Eukaryota; Viridiplantae; Streptophyta; Magnoliopsida; Ericales; Theaceae
Source: RefSeq, a predicted model, not a curated record
AUGAACCAUGACCUGACUCAUCCAGUUUGUGACGAGGAAAUCAAAUUGGCAGCCUUUCAAUUGGGAGCUUUCAAAGCCCUAGGGCCUGACGGUUUCCCUGGUUUCUUCUACCAGCAUUAUUGGGAUGAAGUAGGGGGAGUGUUUAUGAAAUGGUGCGGUGUUUCUUCAAUGAUCAUCACAAAACUCCUUGCCAAUCGGCUCAAAGGAAUUUUGAACCUUUUGAUUUCUCUAAAUCAGUCUGCUUUGGUAUCUGGGAGGCUGAUCCAUGAUAAUGUCCUCGUGGCCCACGAAGCUUUCCAUUCGCUAAAACUCCGUAAGUCCGGAUCUAUUGGUCAAAUGGCUAUCAAGCUCGAUUUUGAUAAUGCUUAUGACCAAAUUGAAUGGGAUUUCCUGACCAUGGUUCUACGCAAAAUGGGUUUUGACUCUAAAUGGGUCCAGUGGGUCAUGGAGUGUGUCUCCCUGGUUCGCUUCUCUAUCUUUGCAAAUGGUGAGAAAAUGGCCUCUUUUGUCCCUUCUCGGGGCCUCUGCCAAGGCGAUCCUCUCUUCCCCUACCUUUUUAUCAUAAUGGCUAAUGUUUUGUCCAAGCUUAUCACUCAGAGCCUGCGAAAUAGAGAGAUUUCUAGUUUUAAGAUCACAAGGCUUUGCCUUACUCUAUCGCACUUGUUCUUUGCUGAUGAUAUGUUAUUAUUCUUGAAAGCUGAGGACACGGAAUGUCAAAAUUUUUUGGAUCUAUUGGCGGUGUAUUGCAGGGCUUCGGGUCAGGUAGUCAAUUUUAGUAAAUUAAGUGUGCAGUUUUCACCAAAUAUUGCCAUAGCUGUCUGUGAUUCUAUUUGUGCUCUCUUUGGCUUAAAACUCUCUUCUCCUACCACGAAUUUUAUACGAAACUCAAUUCCUAUAUUAGCAAUUUCUAGUGGGGAGGGGACCCAGAUAAUAAGGGCAUUCACUAGAUCUCUUGGGGGAUGGCGCCUAGUGAAACACCCUCACUCGUUUUGUGCUUGCAUCUUGAAAGGCAUAUAUUUUCCCAACAUCGACUUUAUGUACUCCACUAAAGGUCGGAGGGCUUCUUGGGGCUGGGCCAGUAUUCUUCAAGCGCACCAACUCUUACAACAAGGAUUGAGGUGGCAAAUUCAUAGCGGCUCCAGUGCUCUGUUUUGGGAGGAUUGUUGGGUUCCUGGUCUUCCAAAUUUCAAAAUCUCCUUCUUAAAACCUGAUGGAACUGAAGUACUUAAAGUAGAGGAUGUUAUUGAUCCAAUCCGGAAAAGCUGGAAUUUGCCUCUCUUGGCCACUCUAGUGUCGAAGGCUGAAGCUCAAGCAAUUAGCUCUAUCCCUAUUUUGCUCGCUCUUACUGUUGACUCUCUUAUUUGGCAGUUUGAAUCAAAAGGCCAUUACUCUAUGAAAUCCGGGUAUCAUGUUGCCAUGACUAGAAAGUCUGGGUCUGCCAGUCAAACUCCUUCAUCUUCAUUUCAAGUCCCGAGCUCAUUUUGGAAGCAAAUUUGGAGAUUACAGGUCCCUCCAAAAAUUCGCCACUUUUGGUGGAGAAUAUGCCGCAAUGUGCUUGCAUCGAGAGAGAAUAUGUUUCGGAGAAAGUAUGCCUCUUCUCCAACUUGCCUACUCUGUCAUGAGGCCCCAAAAACAGUGGAACAUCUUCUCUUCGGAUGUGAAUGGGUUCGUCCAGUUUGGUUUGGCAGUAGUUUGAACUAUCGAGUUGAUUGGGGUGCGAUUCACUAA